Molecule: messenger RNA, 1971 nt
Organism: Pseudomassariella vexata
Lineage: Eukaryota; Fungi; Ascomycota; Sordariomycetes; Amphisphaeriales; Pseudomassariaceae
Product: ferric reductase like transmembrane component-domain-containing protein
Exons: 1
Coding region: 1-1971 (656 amino acids)
Biological process (GO): iron ion transport; intracellular iron ion homeostasis; copper ion import
Cellular component (GO): plasma membrane
Molecular function (GO): ferric-chelate reductase activity
Source: RefSeq, a predicted model, not a curated record
AUGGCGACCAUGGAUCAGCCGUUGGCUGCCCGCCACAUCCAGAACUAUACCGAGGCAUCGAGUCUAGAGCCGCAUUGGGGUUACGUCUCGCGCGCGGUUCCAUGUACCAACGAUGCCGGAUCCUGUGCCUACUUGGAUCUCGUCUACGGGUCCCAUGACCGAGGCAUGCUUUACUCCGGGAUCCUAUGGUGCACGUUAGGCGGUGUACUCUUUCUUUGGGCGCUUGGCCGCCGACUCUGGCCAUCACGACGGGCCGAUGAAAUCGUCAACGUCGACACCGAGCGCGAGUUGGCGGCCAAGAGCAGUUCCUCCCGUCUGAGGAGGUCUUUGGCCUGCUACGGACGCUCAUAUCUCCUCCCGGACUCGGUGCGGUCUGUUUUUGGCAGAACAACCCGCCUCCAAGUGCUGGUUCUGGCGGUCCUUUCAGGAUAUCUGUUGAUAUGGAGUUUUGUUGGCAUCACAUAUAAAACCUGGAUAACUCCUGUCAAGAGCUCCCCCGGUCUGUACAACACCCGAACGAGCAUCGGUCCAUGGUCAGACCGAGUCGGAAUCCUCGCCUACGCCCUCACCCCUUUAUCCAUUUUGCUAUCCAGCCGAGAGUCGAUUCUCUCUUUGCUGACUGGAGUUCCUUAUCAAAGCUUCAACUUCCUCCACCGAUGGCUCGGAUACAUCAUCUUUGCUCAGGGGUCCCUCCACACCAUGUCGUGGUGCAUCGUCGAGAUCAAGCUGUACAACCCUCAGCCCACCACCGCCGUGGAAUGGAUCACCCAAACCUACAUGAUCUGGGGACUUGUCGCCAUGACCUUGCUCCUCCUCCUUUUCGUCCUGAGCAUGCCGUUCGCCAUUCGGUUGACGGGAUACGAAUUCUUCCGCAAGGCUCACUACGUGUUAGCCAUGCUCUACAUUGGCGCGUGUUGGGGACAUUGGGAACAACUCAAAUGCUUUUUGCUGCCAGGGCUGCUCAUUUGGUUUCUGGACCGAGGCGUUAGGUAUGCCAGGUCGGCCAUGCUCCACUAUGGGUUUUUGCCUGAUGGCUCCGUCGGAUUCAAGGCGGCACAUGCGAAUCUCACUCACUUUGCCGAUGCGGAACACGGUGAUGUCGUCCGCAUGGACUUCUCACACUCGCAAGAUGCUUGGAAAAUUGGACAGCACUUCUAUAUCUGCUUCGCUGAGUGCAGCAUCUGGCAGUCCCACCCGUUCACGCCACUUAACCUGCCAGUUGUCAAGGGCGGCGUUGUUGCCCACUCAUACAUUUUCAGGGCCAAGAAAGGCGAGACGAAGAAAGUCGCAGAGUUGGCAUUGAAAAAGUUGUCAGAAAAUAAAUCCGCGACGACACCUUUGAUUCUCUCCGGUUCGUACGGCGAGUCCAUCGCAGAAAACCUGACACCACACGUCAAUGUACUCUGUGUGGCCGGCGGUACGGGCAUCACCUACGUACUCCCGGUACUGCUUAGCCUUGUCCAACAGCCGGCCAUGACUGAUCGCAAAAUCGAGCUGAUCUGGGCAAUCCGCAAAAGAGCCGACAUGGGAUGGGUGGAGCAAGAACUCAACAUCAUCCGGCAGGCGGCCAAAACACACGAGGUCCCCAUCCACAUUUUCGUCACCCGCGAGCAGAGCUCAGCAUCGUUACUCGAUGACAGCAAGACAAGCGAGAAGGACGCAAACGUCAAGGAAACCGGCUCAGGUUCCUCUUCAUCGUCUUCGUUGAAUGGGGCCCUGUCCAGCUCUUCAUUGGAGGUGAAGCGCAUCGGUGGCCGAGAAUCGGGCACGCAUCCAGACCUACAGAAAAUGGUGGGUCGGUUUGUCGAGAACACCGUCAGGGGUCCCACGACAGUGUAUGCGAGCGGACCGGGAGGCAUGAUUAGCGACUUGAGAGCAAUUGUUGCAAGUUGUAACUCGGGGGCGAAAGUAUGGAAGGGUAAUGAGAGGUUUGAUGUUCGAUUAACGUACGAUGAUAGGUUGGAGUGGUAA